CAGAAUUAAUGCCUGCCACCACACGCCCUUUUUCUCCACGGUACCCAUGGAAAAAUGAGGCGGAAAGGCUCCUCAUUUGAUAUUACCGUGAGAUCUCGGAAUGGUGCCGAAAUCGUCGCCGCCGGUUCCGUUUCAGAAUUGCCCCACAUAAAAUAGUAUGUGAAUCCAGAAAGGUACUAGUGUUUUUAGGGUUCAGCACGUGAUCGGCAAAUCAUAUGAUUUGCCGCUCACGUGUAUAUGAGCCUGAGGUAUCAAAAUAUUUCGACACCUGAGGCUACAAGGCUGCCAUUGCAAGGCUUAGUUGGCGACACGCCAGAAAACGUGACCUUGAACGUCAAAGCCAAGCUUCGCGACCGUGACACGCCAAAUAUUCCAAGUAUAGCACCGGAAGCUACUCGUUCCAAUCCCAAGCUACCAGCAAUUGUCCCUCGCGUUUGCGCCGUCCGCAAAUAUGGGUAGACGACCAGGCAGAGCGGCAGCUAAGCAAGCUGCCGUCGCCCUCAAGAACACACCCCAGACCAUUGAAGACCCGGAAGACGAGACCAUGGCGGACGUCCCUACCUCCGACCCCGUAUCCCCCCGCGACAACGACGACGACGACGACCCCGACGCAGAGGACGACGGCACCCCAGCGCCCCAGGACUCAGAACCCCCCUCCGAAGCAGCCACGCCGCAACCCGAGCCCGAACCCGUGCCGCGCAAGCGCCGCCUCGGGCGCCCUCCCAAGAUAAAGCCGCCGGGAUGGGACACCCCCGACGAUGACGGCGCACCUGCCAGUACCCCCGCCAAGCGCGGGCGCGGACGCGGUGGAUUCGGUCGUGGAGGUGGACGCUGGGCGAGGAGGGGAGGGCCGUCGCAUGUCACGCAGCAGCCGAUUGAUAAGGAGGGGAACAUGAUGAAUGUCGAGAAUGACGAGGUGUCGCUCCCAGAGGACGCAGAGGGUGAGACGAAGGUGGAUAAGAUGGGUCAUCUACAGGGCGAUCGCGAGUACAGGUGCCGCACAUUCACGGUGUUAGGGCGCGGACAGCGCUUAUACAUGUUAUCGACCGAACCCGCGCGCUGCGUGGGUUUCCGCGACAGUUACCUCUUCUUCACGAAGCAUAAGCGGUUGUAUAAGAUUAUCAUCGACGACGACGAGAAGCGCGACCUGAUUGACCGCGAACUGAUCCCGCAUUCGUAUAAAGGCCGCGCUAUCGGUAUCGUCACCGCGCGCUCUGUGUUCCGCGAGUUCGGCGCCCAGAUCAUCGUUGGUGGAAAGCGCGUUUAUGAUGACUAUGAGGUCACUAAGGCGAGGGCUGAGAACGUUGUGGCGGGCGAACUCGCGGACCCGAAUGAUGUCUUCAAAAUCGGCGAGCCGUACAAUAAGAACCAGUACGUCGCCUGGCACGGCGCAAGCUCCGUGUACCACUCCGGCGCCCCGACGGUGCCUCUUCAGGCUGGAAAGGCUGCAGAGUCCAAGAAGCGCCGCGUCAUGGUUAACGACACGAAUUGGAUGCUCGAGCACGCGCUUGAGGCUAGCCGCUUCAACUCCGCCCUCGCCGCCACCCGCCGCCGCAACCUAUCGGGCGUCUACGACCCACACACAAACACCAUGCAAUACCCGCAAAUCAUGCAACCCACCCACGCGCGCUGGGAGCCCGUCGGCCCUCUUGACGCCGCAACAGCAGGCAUGCAAGCCAUCACUGUCUCCACUUCCACCCCACCCUCUCCCUCUGCCGCCGACACCAUCUUCCCUCCUGUCCCCCCACAACUAUCGCGGAACUUCCUAAUCGUCGACACCGUCUACGAGAACGCGUCGCACUCGCACCUUGGUAUACCCGGACCGGAUGGAGGGGAUAUGGAUCUUGGGUUUAAGGGGCUGGAGGGUGUGGGAGAGGAUGUCAAGGAGUUGCUCCCCGCGGAGUGUAGGGAGGCGUUUGAGAGGGCGUUGGGGAGGGAGAGGGUGUGGAAGGGGGGGUGGGGGACGGAGGUGGAGGAUGGGAGGAGGGGGAGGUUGGUUAUUGAUAAGGGUGUUAUUUUGUGAGGGGGUGCGGGGGGUUCCUGUGUUGGUGCGGGCGCAUGGGCGGUGAUGGGAUGGGGUGUUUUUGGCGUUUGAUUGUGGGUGUGGUGUGGUGGCCUGCUGGUGGGUUUUUUGGGCUGAGAGGGGAUAUUGAACUCAGCUUUACUGCACCUUUUGGGGGGUGGAGAUGGGGUUAUAAUGUAGGAAUAUAUAUUACGUCGUCUGCUCUACUCCUCUUGUCAAGCCUACGGGCCCGCCCUUGCUUACCCGCACAGUAUUGAAGGCCGGAUAUAGAUAACCAAUCCCCUUCUCCAUAACCCCUUUCCUUUGCUUCUUACACGGUCGUCACUUCCGUCAGUCGUUCCUUCUCCUAUUGCGAUAUUUCAAGGGUCAUUCCUUCCCUUAAUAGUUGGCCGAUCCUUUCAUUAUGAAGGAAGGAACGACCCUUGAGAUAUAUUUAAUAGAGGAAGGAACGACCCUGUCAAAAAGGGAAGGACGAACAACCAAGGAGGGAAAGAACGACCCGUGUGUAGCUGUAUUUUAUAUUUUUUCGUUCUUUCCUUAUGUGGAUGAGAAGGGUGGGUUUUAUAUUAGAUGUCUCUCCAACCUCUAGGGGAUGAUGGGCUUGGUACGGAUGACAUUGGGUAUGUGCGUAGGUCAGGUUAUGGGACUUGAAGCUUGCGCUGGAACUUAAGAUGGAUGCGAGGCGGGGGUAAUGCGGGGGGGAUACGGAUCUAAGAGGAGGGCAAUACGGAUGCAAGUUGGAGGAAAGACGGAUGCGAGUUGGAGGCAAGACGGGGAUGCAAGAUGGAGGCAAGGCGGAUCCAAGACGGAUCUAAAGCGAGGGCAAUACGGAUCCAAGACGGAGGCAAUACGGAUCCAAGACAGAUGCAAAUACGGAGGGAGGCAAGACGGAGGUAAUACGGAUGGCAUCGUGAAUUUGCGCAUAAUGGGCUAUUAAAACAGGAAUCUGCGCAAAACCGAAUGCAUGUCGAAUUCAUUCCGAAUGUAUUAGCUAACGCAGGCCUAAUAUGCGUAGAACAGGCUGUGAAAAUGGGAAUCUUGCAUCAACACGGAUCCGACACAGGUCCGACACAGAUAGCAUCGUGGAUUUGCGCAAAAGGAGUUAUAGAAUCUAGAAUCUGCGCUAAAGCUAUUGUAUGCUUAAUGUAUUAGGAAUGCAUUCGUUAAUAUAGAUAGACCUAACGUGCGUCGAGC
Pseudogymnoascus verrucosus is the source of this 3217-nucleotide messenger RNA. RefSeq lists its product as uncharacterized. The record is from RefSeq and is a predicted model, not a curated record. Lineage: Eukaryota; Fungi; Ascomycota; Leotiomycetes; Thelebolales; Thelebolaceae. Gene Ontology annotation, molecular function: chromatin DNA binding. Gene Ontology annotation, cellular component: nucleus. The coding region runs from base 452 to 2023 and encodes 523 amino acids. The transcript is spliced from 3 exons.